Oxyura jamaicensis (ruddy duck) is the source of this 1990-nucleotide messenger RNA. It is a transcript of the gene DAW1, whose product is annotated as dynein assembly factor with WD repeats 1. Gene Ontology annotation, biological process: proteasome-mediated ubiquitin-dependent protein catabolic process; ubiquitin recycling. The record is from RefSeq and is a predicted model, not a curated record. The transcript has 13 exons. Gene Ontology annotation, cellular component: cytoplasm; nucleus. The coding region runs from base 16 to 1332 and encodes 438 amino acids. Gene Ontology annotation, molecular function: ubiquitin binding. Lineage: Eukaryota; Metazoa; Chordata; Aves; Anseriformes; Anatidae.
GUCAGCUUUGCUGCCAUGACUGACUGGUACAGGACUCUUCUCAACUGCAAAGGUCUUCAGCACCCCACAGUCUGGACCGUGGAAAGAAAGAUUAAAGGCAUUUCUGAGUUCUUCUCAGAGGGGGGAAUUAUUCUGGAAUAUGUACAAGGUGGUGAGCUGAAGACCCGAUCUAUAGAUCUACUUGAUCUUAGUCCUGACACAGAUGUCGUAGCCUUAGUAGAAGAAAUUCAAAAAGGAGAACCUCUCAUCACAGCUUCAUGCAAGGAAUAUGUCAUAAACUUAGUACGAAGAUUGCAGGAGAAGCUAGGGGAACAAGAAGAUCACAAGUUCUAUCUUUUUAAGGUCCUUAGGGCACAUAUAUUGCCACUGACUAAUGUAGCAUUCAAUAAAUCAGGUUCUCGCUUUAUCACUGGAAGCUAUGAUAGAACCUGCAAAGUAUGGGAUACUGCAUCAGGAGAAGAGCUACGUACACUGGAGGGACACAGAAAUGUUGUUUAUGCAAUAGCUUUCAAUAACCCUUAUGGUGACAAGAUUGCCACUGGAUCUUUUGACAAAACCUGCAAACUGUGGAGUACAGAAACAGGAAAAUGUUAUCAUACUUUCAGAGGACAUACUGCAGAAAUUGUAUGUUUAUCAUUUAAUCUUCAAAGCACAUUGGUGGCAACUGGAAGCAUGGAUACCACUGCCAAGUUAUGGGAUAUAGAGAAAGGAGAAGAAGUUGUUACUUUAAGUGGGCACUCAGCAGAAAUUAUUGCAUUGUCUUUUAACACCACUGGAGAUAGGAUUAUCACUGGCUCCUUUGACCAUACAGUAGCAGUGUGGGAAGUUGUCACUGGCAGGAUGUUACAUACUUUGAUAGGCCACCGAGGAGAGAUUAGCAGUGCACAGUUCAACUGGGACUGUUCUCUCAUUGUCACUGGAUCAAUGGACAAAACGUGCAUGCUGUGGAAUGCUAUGACUGGGGCACAUAUAGCAACUAUAACAGGUCACAGGGAUGAGAUACUGGAUGUCUGCUUUGAUUAUGCUGGCCAGCGUAUCGCAACGGCCUCCGCUGAUGGAACAGGAAGAGUCUAUAAUGCAGAAACAAGAAAGUGCAUUGCAAAACUAGAAGGGCAUGGAGGUGAGAUUUCAAAGAUAUGUUUCAACCCUAAAGGCAAUCGUAUACUAACAGCCAGCUCCGAUAAAACAGCUCGACUCUGGGAUGCUGCUACUGGACACUGCCUUCAGAUAUUAGAGGGUCACAGUGAUGAGAUCUUCUCCUGUGCUUUCAAUUACAAAGGCAAUAUAAUCAUUACAGGGAGCAAGGAUAACACCUGUAGAAUAUGGCACUGACUGAAGACAAGGAAAGAUCCAGUAUGGUAUGUGCCUGCGUCAUGAGUUUUGCAGUCAAUAAACUCAGUCUUUCAAAUCUUUUUUGUAUUAACCCAUUUGUUGUUUCAGCUCUGCUGAAGUAACCAAGUUACCUAGAUUUUGAUAGGUUUGACUUUCUGAUGUCGAGUAGAUGAAGAAUCACAGAGUAGCAGAAGAUUGUCUGGAGAUUGUCUAGUACAAUAUCCCUGCUCAGAGCAUGUCAGCUCAGUAGGCUGCCCAGGGCCCAGUCAAGUGGGUUAUGAAUAUCUCCAAGGGUGGAGACUCCAGUUUUUCUAGGCAGUCUGUCCCAGUGUUUGAUCACCCUCAUGUUGAAGUGGAAUGCUUUUUUGUAUUUCAGUUUGCGCUUGUUGUCUCUUCACUCAAUACUACUGAAAAGAGUCUGGCUCUGUCAUCUCUGUUACCUAAGAGAAAUCAUGAUUAGCAUGAAUGAACCUGGGAUGCCCCCAUUUCUUUGUGUCUUUGUUUCCUGGUAGCUCUCUUAAUAAAAAUAAUAAUAAUAAUAAAAAAAAAUACAGCAUUAGUAUACUCUCAAGAGUGAAAGGUGUGUUGUUAUGCACCUGCUUUGAGUACUUUUGUAUUUUUUUUUUGUUGUGUAAUAAUAAAGUAUUGAGUUAAAACA